Rotaria socialis is the source of this 1308-nucleotide messenger RNA. The record is from the annotation of a GenBank genome assembly. Lineage: Eukaryota; Metazoa; Rotifera; Eurotatoria; Philodinida; Philodinidae.
AUGCUGAGAUUUCGUAAAUAUCUGCUCGCCACUCUUCUUCUCAUUAUUCAAAUCUCAUUUUGUUUUCUCUUCGGCUUUCAUGCUCGAUAUGUUUAUGCUCCUGUCUCUUCUGUUAAGAAUCUUACGUUUUCUGCAGUGAGUAUUGUUGAAUAUUACUAUCCAAUGUUUAUGGAUAUUCAUGUUAUGAUGUUCGUCGGUUUCGGUUUUCUAAUGACAUUCUUAUAUCGUUAUUCUUAUUCGGCUAUAGCAUUCAAUUUUGUUCUGUGUGCGUUUACAUUUGAAUGGGCUUUACUUAUGCGUGGCUAUUUUUUUAAUUGGGAUACGAAUGGACAACAAUUUGCAAUAGAUAUCAAAAGCUUAAUAACAUCUGACUAUGUUGCUGCGAGCAUAUUGAUUUCAAUGGGUGCCGUUUUGGGAAAAGUCAAUCCAUUUCAAUUGAUUCUUAUGGCAUUUUGUGAAGUACCAGUACAAGUUGUUAACGAAUGGAUAGGUAGAACAUUCUUUUGUGCUAAUGAUGCGGGUGAAUCGAUAUUUGUUCAUUUAUUCGGUGCGUAUUUCGGUCUAGCUGUUAUGUUUGUACUUUUCCGUUCGGAUAUGCUAGAUUCUCCUCAUCAAAAGUCUCGUUAUACAUCAGACAUUUUUUCAAUGAUUGGUACUAUUUUUCUUUUCUGCUUUUGGCCUUCAUUCAACGCUGCUAAUACCGCCGGUCCCGAACGUCUACGUGCAGUAAUCAAUACUUGUGUGUCGAUUUGUUCGUCUGUUCUCGGUACGUUUAUAGCAUCAUCCCUUGUUCGACGUGGUAAACUCGACAUAGUUCAUGUACAAAGUGCUACUCUUGCCGGAGGUGUCGCAGUAGGUACUGUUGCUGCAUCAAAUAUCGGUCUACACGGCGCUUUAAUCAUUGGUACAUUAGCUGGUUUCGUAUCAACACUUGGGUUUUAUUCUGUAUUACCUAAACUAGAGGUUAUUCGUAUACAUGAUACAUGUGGUGUUCACAACUUGCAUGGAAUACCAGGAUUGAUGUCGGGUAUAGCAGGCAUUAUUGUAGCUUCUAUUCCGGAGAAAUCAGGUUUUCAAGAUCAUUUAACCGUGCUCUGUCUGACGGGUGGCCUACAACGUUCAAGCAAUAUUCAAGUAGCCUAUCAGGCAGCUGCAGUUGGACUCACGUUGAUUGUGGCUAUUGCCGGUGGACUAUUUACUGGAGUGCUAUUACGGUUACCAUUAUUUUCUCAGGAGUCGCAAUAUUUUGAUGACAAAGUUCAUUGGCAUAUACCGAAACCUGAGCAUACAAUAAGUUUAAAGAUGUGA